Molecule: messenger RNA, 1383 nt
Organism: Medioppia subpectinata
Lineage: Eukaryota; Metazoa; Arthropoda; Arachnida; Sarcoptiformes; Oppiidae
Source: the annotation of a GenBank genome assembly
AUGUACACAGAUGAACAAAUAUUAAGUAUGGACACCAAAAAGCCCGAUGUGAAACAUAUCGCUGAUAUAGUGGGUGAAUGGGGUAAAUGGCAGUUCAUAUUCUGCACCUACUGUUUCCUGUUGUGGGGAUCCGCGGCCUUCAUUAACAUGGGAUAUGCAUUUCACGCUAAAAGUGUGGACUUCUGGUGCGCCGACACACCAACUAAUCUCACUUCACAACAUUUAAGCGAUUCCGCGAAAUGCCAUAAAUAUACUAAUCCAAACGAAAGUUGCACUCAUUGGGAGUACAAUAGGACUCAGUUUAGGAAAACAAUCAUUACUGAAUUUGAUUUAGUGUGCGAUCGAGCAAACUAUGCCUCUAAUUGGGUUCGGAAAAAGUACAACCCAAUACACCACAGCCCAAAACAACACAGGGUGAUAAUGCUCGAGUGUUGUGGUCCUAAAUAUCGCUCAGAUAUAUCAAUAUUAUCAGGAGUUGGAUGGGUAUUAGGCUAUGUAUUAUUGCCUCCAUUUGCAUAUUGGUUGCAGGACUUUCGAUACAUGCAAUUCAUAUCGGCUUUACCAAUGAUAGUGAUGAUGAUCUGGUUUUAUUACCUUCAUGAGUCCCCGCGAUGGCAGUUAGCCAAUGGACAGAUAGACAGGGCUGAGGUUACUAUUAGAAAGGCAUUGCAAAUGAACGGCAAAUCUAUUAACAACUUGAAGAAUCAAAUGAUGCAAUUGGCUAAUAGUAUGCAAAGAACUCCAGAUACAAUUAAAAGUGAAAAAGGUCACAAUAUGCUCGAUUUGUUUAAAACACCAAAUAUUAGAAAAUACACGUUAAUUAUAUGGUAUUCAUGGAUUGUAAACGCAUUGAUUUAUUACGGCCUGAGUUUUAAUAUGUCUGACUUUGGGGGCAAUUUCUACAUAACAUUCCUGUUGGCGGGUUUGAUGGAACUUCCGGCACAACUCUUCACCCCUAUAUUCCUGCGAUAUAUCGGUCGACGAAAACUGUACGCAAUGUUUAUGAUAAUUACAGCCUUGUCUUGUGUGGCAGUGAUUCCCGCCCAGAGCUCAUGGCUUCGGGUAUUGUUUGCUUUGGUCAGCAAAUACGGGAUCAGCACCUCUUGGAAUGUACUUACUAUUCACGGAUCAGAAAUCUAUCCGACAGUUAUCCGCAACACAGGAAUGGGCGUCGCGUCAGUUGUCGCUCGUAUCGGCUCUAUUAGCGCACCCUUUAUGGGAAAUCUGACACAUGUGACAAGUUUAUCAUUUGUGAUGAUAUUAUACGGUGUACUGACUUCUGUGGGCGGAAUAUUAGGCAUGUUUUUACCGGAAACUAAAGACAAGGAAAUUCCCGACACAUUAGAAGAAGCUGAAAAUUUAGGAAACAAUAAUAUUAUUUAA